AUGACUGGUAAAGCUCAAAAACUACAAAGGCCAAAUGGAAAUCUUAAAGAUAUUUUAAAAAUUAAAGAAUUGAAUAUUGAAAUGCAAAAAGUUUUCAAAAAUUAUCUUAAUGCUAUUAAUGCACAAUUUCUAAUAUAUGACUUUGAAGAUACACACGAAGAACCACGUGGUAAAGUAAAAAAGGCAGAACAUGAAGAUUUAUGUAGUUAUUAUAAAAAUUCAAAAAAAAAAUGGAAAUUAAGAUUUGCAAGAGGGUUAAACUUUUUAGAGGUCUAUGAAAUAUAUCAUCAUGAUCAUCAUGAUGUUCGAAAUGAAAAUGUAAUGAUUACUUUUCACAAACAAGCUAAGAUUGCAGUUAAUAUUACAUCUACAA
Messenger RNA from Diversispora eburnea, 373 nucleotides. Lineage: Eukaryota; Fungi; Glomeromycota; Glomeromycetes; Diversisporales; Diversisporaceae. The record is from the annotation of a GenBank genome assembly.